GGUUUGCAGCUAUACUGAGGAAACUUGGCAAACAAAACAGACAUGAUUCGAAGAUUUUCUGUGUCGUAAAGCAGUGUUUAAGUUUCAGACACACCGUUAUGAGUGUCGUGCUCAAUUAAACAACUGAAAACACUGUCCGUGUAGGACUGAAUCAACUGAUUUUACCAUCGCUUCACUCAGACCGGAAGUGGCGUUCAAUCUCGCGCAAGGAAACCGGCGCGCCAAAUUUCAAAGCACUUCCUGGGAAGAAGUCGCGGAAAAGUUAGUAACGAGGCAACAGUAAGAGGCAUAAUGCUCAGGUUUGCACUAAUCCGGCGUCAUAUUUAGGGAUGAAGAGCAUCUGAGGCUGACUUCAUCUUCAUCACACACCCAAAUAUACAUGUACAGCUGCCACAUCCUACUUUUAUGUGAUAAAAGUAGUUUUUUCCCUAUGAUGAUACUGUAAAACUUGUCAUUUAAUGAGUAAAGAACGUCUACCAUGGUGGGUCGUAAUCCUGCAAGCCGUUCUGUGUAAGUUCUCUACAGGAGGCUGUCAUUUUGGCUUUUUUUCCCUUGUGGACUUGCCAUCAUGUUCCCUGGAAUCCAGCCCUGUUUUCAGCUGUUGAGAAUAGGCUCGUCAAGCAGCCUAAACAGCCCGGGCGGUGCCGUUUCAGACUCGGCCCAUGACCUGUACACUUUCCGGCCGGCCCUCGCGCACUCGGUCUUCAGGUUGGGGCGGCUGGCUGAGUUGUGUGACGUCACUCUGGAGUCGUCCACCAUUUCACGUAUACAUGCCGAGCUGCACGCUGAGAAACAGAGCGACGCUGCAGGAGAGGAAAGCUGGCAGGUCCAAGUGAAGGACCGAAGCAGCUAUGGUACGUGGGUGAACGAUGUCCAAAUCGAGUCGAAUGUCUUGUUGGAGAUAUUUGACGGUGACACGCUGACCUUUGGUGGCCAAACAGUGCAUGGAAACCCAGAGUUCUACUUCCUUUUCCAGAAGGUCCGGGUCAGUCCACAGGACUUUGAUGCCAUAACUGUCCCAAAAGCAAGCUCUUUCUCAUCUAAUAUUAAUAACCGGAUCAGAACGAGUCUGGACUGCAAACAGGAGCCCAGCCUCGACAUUUCUAACCUGUCCAUCAACAAAGCCACGGUCAUUCUCAACUCCAUCGGCAGCCUGAGUAAAAUCAACGGCAGCUGCUGGACCUUCAAGAGGACAGACAAGACCGCUGGCCUCAAUUCAGCCGACAUGGCUUCAUUUCAAACUUUGGUUCCACCUUCAACUCCUCCUUCUCUGUGCGAUAGUCGAGAGACCGCAAAGUCCAUCCCGCCAUCCUCUAAGAGUCGACGCAAAUCAGCCCACACGGUGCUUUUGGAGGACGACAGCGUGGAGGACCAUGGCGGCUGCAGGACUGGCUUAGAGGAAGCAUGGAAAGCCAAAGCCGGCAAGAGACGACGUCUGUACAAGUCCGAGUCUGAGAUUUUCCAGUCUCCGCUGUCUAAUAUAGAGUUAAGUAUGAGGCCACAGUUGGACACUAGACCGGUCAUGCCCAAGCAAAAUGCUGCCUUUAUCAAUCAGUUAAACAACAGAAAACUCGAGCAUCCUUCUUUUACCUUGAUCCUGAAGCGUGAGAGUGAAAAUCCAGGCCACAAAAGCGUGAAUCUGGUGGGAUGUCGGCAGCAGAAGCGUUGCUCCUCGGCUCCUCGCGGCAGGAGAAGAGCAAACAGCACUCCCAUAUGCUCUUCACUGGUCGUCGGAGGUGAAAGCUAUCAGCUGGCUACUCCGCCAGCACGGCCGGCCAAAGUGGUGAGGGGACACGCCUCACGCUUCCAUGCCACCACGAGACGGCGUGGCAGACCCAGAAAGCAUCCACCACCCCAGCCUUUGCUUCCAUCUCCAGCUUCCUCCUCAUCAUCAUCUAGCUCUUCCUCCUCCUCAUCAUCUUCAGCAUCGUCUUCCUCGGAGGAUGAAGAUGACGACGAAAAUGAAGCAGGAACGAGGGCGGUACAGGGCGUGGAGCCGUGCGCCUCGGUGUGUUGUCGUCUGCCGCAGCAGGACACGGUGCAGUGGGUGCAGUGUGACGACUGCGACGCCUGGUAUCACCUGGACUGCCUUCCGAACGACCGCAACCGAGCUGCAGUCCUGCUCGAUCCUAGCUCUGAAUUCCACUGUGGCUGCUGCUGAGUGGUGAUUAAAAUGGCCGGUCAGACAGAAGCAGCGCUCCUCCGAGAUCCAUAUUUAAGCAAUAAAGUCUCUGUUGUUAGACUGCCUCAUCUACUCAUUUUUAAACAUCAGACUCAGUUGUCAGGUAAUACACUAAGCCUUAGAACAUUAUGAUUUGAUUCGGACGUGAGCGAGCGGGUCGUAAUGGGCACAACCUUCUUUUGGCAACUUAGAAAGUCUGAUAGAUCUCAAUAGCAGCUUAUGGGUUCCUCCAGGGUUCUUCUAAAAUGUUAAUAUCUUCACGAAUAUCCUGGAUAAUGAUGUAUAUAGAAUCAUUAGUAACAUUCCAACGUCGCUUCAAAGAUGUUACCACAUCACAGCAUGAGCAGGAUUUUACAGCAUGAGGCUUUGUUGCACCUUAUUUUUCCAAACUGAAGCAUUUUGGACGUGCAAGACCCAGAUUUUAGUCGGUGCAGCCUAACAUCUUGAUUUUAAUGUUAUUUAUUUGAUGAACAGAUUCCAGUGCAGCAGGUGAAACACUCUGGUUCUUCACUAGGUAACCACCAGGUGUGGGUUUUAACACCUUUUGUGUGUGUGGUCCAUGCCAAGACCUUCACCAGAGUUGUGCAAUGACAGUUUGCCUUCAAAUAAAUGCCUUCUGCACGGUCACUUUACAUCCUGAGAUCAUCUCACUGGGUUCUUUUUUGGUUCAUCUGGUGUUCUACAAUUUCAUUUCAGCAUCUCUAAAUCUCUUAGGGGUGGGCUUUAACGCCAGGAGACCACAAGGUCUUGAGAAAUUCUUGUUGAAGGUGUUUGGAGAUGAUCUCUAAACUGACACCAUGGAAAGCUCCAAGGUAACAUCUGGGUAGCUUCAGUGCAGAUCCCUCCUUGUGCAGUAGCCUGUCAUGGUAGGGGCUGGACUAGGUCAACCUCCUGGAUGGGUUUGUAGAGUCCAAUGUUGGACUCUUCUGAGGGGUGACACCUAGUAUACAUAGGCUGUGAAGUCAGUCAUAGGCUAAUGUUUGACAAUGCUCUGUACUGGUCAAGGGUUCCACCUGUUCUACUUGUAUUUAUUUGAGAUCUUCAGCACCACGUCUGGGUGCAGGUCAACUCAUUCUGUCUAUCGCAAGCUGCUCUCCCUGAAGCUAGCCAUCAGUGCGUCCACUUGAGGAACUUUUAUAUAAAGUAAAUAUUUUAGCCUCCUGACUCUCUGAUGAGUCACGCCAAUUAGGUGUCUCGGAAUAGGCAGGAAGAAUCUGAUAGCCAACCAGCUCAGCGUUUUCUUACUUUAUAUUGAGGUUCUCCUGUGGUUCUGACUCUGCUUCCAGCCUCAGGGGUCUUCCUUCAAUGGUGUGAUCUUCCCUUGUAUAGUAUUCUCUAGAUGCUGUUCCAGUGAGUAGAACACAAAGUGACGUUGCAGAAGGUAUUUAAAGGUAUUGUCGUUUCUUGAAGUUCUCUGCAUGGUGAGACCAUAUUGAGGUGUUCACCACCAAAUCCAAAUACAUUAUGUUGCAAAAGGUUUUGGCAUGAUGUCUUGGUAUGCUUAAGCAUUAAGAGUUCCUUUCACUGGAACUAAAGGGCCGAGCCCAACCCCUGAAAAACAACACCUGAAUUCCAUGAUUUGGAGGGGUGUCCCAAAACCUUUGGCAAUAUAGUAUAUGUUGGAAAAUCUGCUUGAUUCAGCUAAACUAUCAUCUAAUUAGUGAAGUUGAGUCAGGACCAUGGGUACGAUAAGAGCAGGGCAUUAGGGAGCUAGUGUGUUAUGUGGAAUAAAAUUAUAAUACAUUUACUCGUCUGUUUUUUAAUAAAUCAUGGGCAGUUAUUCAAAUGAAGUUACACUGAUUAUCUUGAAUAUGGUUUUACUGGACAACAUGAUUUUAGCAGUAUGGGAAGUGACCAUGAUGUGUAGGAUAUGCUCAUUAAAAGCUCAUUGGUCAAAAUGUGGUCAGCUGCCUGCUGCCUAAUGUGGAUUGUGCAGGAAUUUCUUUCGUCACAAUCAAAUCCUGUGGAACAAAUAACGUUUUUUCUCCUUCUCGUGGAUUUUGUGUUUAAUGUGAGGUUGAUAAAAUGACCUGUGUAACCUUUUUGGUUAGUCUGAUUUGUCUGGUUAUUUACGCUGAAAAUCAAUUCUACAGAAAAAAAAAAAAAAUAUAUAUAUAUAUAUAUAUAUUAAAAAAAAAUCUGAAUAUAUUGUACAUGGAUACAGGAAAGGAAAUCCCACUUUUCUAUAAAUAAACAUUAUUUUCUCAUUUAGACCCUUGUUCAUGUUUUUGACCACGCCAGCUGCUUGGAUAACAAUCUACUGACUGCUGUGUUAUUUUCCUGGGCAUUUGUUAUUGAAGCUUUCUGAUUUAUUAUUUAAAUGCAGCAGACUAGAGGAAUGUGUUAA
Hemibagrus wyckioides is the source of this 4529-nucleotide messenger RNA. It is a transcript of the gene tcf19l, whose product is annotated as transcription factor 19 (SC1), like. Gene Ontology annotation, cellular component: nucleus. The record is from RefSeq and is a predicted model, not a curated record. The transcript is spliced from 4 exons. Gene Ontology annotation, biological process: regulation of gene expression. The coding region runs from base 569 to 2161 and encodes 530 amino acids. NCBI's taxonomy places the organism in Eukaryota, Metazoa, Chordata, Actinopteri, Siluriformes, Bagridae. Gene Ontology annotation, molecular function: protein binding.